Molecule: messenger RNA, 444 nt
Organism: Paramecium sonneborni
Lineage: Eukaryota; Ciliophora; Oligohymenophorea; Peniculida; Parameciidae
Source: the annotation of a GenBank genome assembly
AUGGAACUUUUGAAAUAGAAAGGGCAUUUAUUUCUUUAAAUUUUUUGCCGAAGAGAGAACUUAGCGUCCUUAGAAUGUAUAGAUGAAAUUAGGAACUUAAUAAUGAUCUAAUAUUCUUUUAAUUGUUAAAAAUUGGAAUCAUUACUCAAUAUUCUUGAAGAGUCAAAGCUUGUUUUCCAAAUACCGAUUCUAAGAAGGCUGAAACGUUCUAAUAAGCAAGGUUAAGCCCAUGAAAAAGAUCAUUUGCAGAAGCAAGGAAAAUAAAGAGCAACUUCUCAGUAAUUAUUAAGCUUCUAAAUCAAUACUUUAGACAGUAAAACUUGUUUUAGUUUAUAUCUACGGCAAAGUAACACCAUUAAUAAUGAAGGAAGAAAAAAUGAAUAGAUUUUACAACCCUGUUCUGUUCUAUCAUGAAGUUUAAAAAAAGGGGAUAAUAUCAAUGAG